Trypanosoma theileri is the source of this 1746-nucleotide messenger RNA. RefSeq names its product putative ATP-dependent DEAD/H RNA helicase. Bases 1 to 1746 code for a protein of 581 amino acids. Gene Ontology annotation, molecular function: ATP binding; nucleic acid binding. The record is from RefSeq and is a predicted model, not a curated record. The transcript has a single exon. Gene Ontology annotation, biological process: maturation of LSU-rRNA from tricistronic rRNA transcript (SSU-rRNA, 5.8S rRNA, LSU-rRNA). Gene Ontology annotation, cellular component: nucleolus. NCBI's taxonomy places the organism in Eukaryota, Euglenozoa, Kinetoplastea, Trypanosomatida, Trypanosomatidae.
AUGAAACGAUGUGUAUAUUUCUUCUGGCGUCGAGAGAAGAGACUACCACGUCGUUUUCGUGAUGUUCCCGAAGACUUCACGGAACUGCGCUCCUCUGACUGCCGGCCGUUAGUUUUCACACCGAAGAGACCAGAACCAUUGCGGGAUGUUUCCCUUUCAGAUAUCAUCAUUGAUGAGUCGGCCAUGCAGACAUCUUCUCUGCAGGAACUUUCACAGCAACCAAUCGCCAUUCUUGAUCCCGAGCGGAUGGGAUUACCACCGCAUCUCGUCCAGUACUUAUAUCAACGUUUUUCCCGCGUGGAAGCCUCCAGUGAGGAUGAUUCUUCAUUUACGGCGAAGACGUCUGGUUUUAAGGGAUUGACAAUGGUCCAAGCACGUGCUCUUCAACACUUUUACGCCCGACAAGAUGUUGCCCUCUGUGCACCCACGGGAACUGGUAAAACCUUUGCCCUUUGUUUAGCGCUUGUGGCCCGAUUAAUGCGAGAAGGGCCGAUGAAACUUUUCUCUACUCUUGUGCUCGCGCAGAAUGAUCAUUUAUGCCGGCAGAUUGCCCACUGGAUGCGGGAGAUGUGGUGGUAUAAAGAUGAUGAUCGUCUGGUGUUUGCCGCCACAAGUGAUCUGCCGGAUCAUGUGAUCUAUCGUCGCCUUACUCGGGAGUAUUCGGGCCAAACAACAGAAAUGGGAAAACCAAUAACAAUUGAUCGACGGCCGUAUGUGUGUGUUGCCACUCCGGAAGUAUUUUGGAAAUUCUUUCAACGCCGUCAAGAGAAGUUACUGCGCCGUUCAAAGCAUUCCUUCUCUCUUACUCCCGUACUGCCAAGUUUAGAUCUUGUGGUGGUGGAUGAAGUGGAUGAUGUUUUGCCUUCUACACGCCCAGAUGCGGCGGGGAAUUUACUCAUGCGGGAACUCUACCGCUUUGUAAAGUAUCAAGCCCCCGUACAAUUGGUUUUUACAAGUGCAACUCUUGCCGGUUCAACCGUUAAUCAUGUGCGUCGCUUUUUAAAAAAGAGUGUGUUGGAAAGUAAAACUUCACGUAUCUUUGAGAGUGAAGUGCAGAGUCUCUCACGAAAUGUAAAAAUGACAGGUAGUCUCUCUAGAGUAAGUGUCCCAAGUGGGAUUGAACAUCUCUUCUACACAGCAGAUACCUUUGAGGAACAGCAGGAGUGCUUAAGGGCGGCAACUCAGGUGAAAUCAUCAUCAUCAUUAUCAUCCAGUGAUACCACUGAGGCUUCAUCAAAUAUACGUACAUUAAGAACUCUAGUGAUAUUGCCAGACUCUGCAAACACAGGAAUUUUUCUUAAACAGAUAUUAACACCUAUUCAAACAGAUGAUCGCUUUCAAGUUGAAAUGGUUGAAGAAUCUCGACAAGAUCGUAAGCGAAGAGAGGCAGAAAAAUACAUAAAACAACAUUCUUCUACUUCUUCAAAACUUUCACAAACAGAUACAGUAAAGAUAAAACCCACUCGUCUUUAUUUUAUUUGUACCGCAUCUUCUGUUCGAGGUCUUGAUAUCAAUGACUUAACACAUGUAGUGAUUUUGGCAACUCCACGAUCAGCCACGGAAUAUGCACAUUGGUGUGGACGUGUUGGACGUUUUGGAGGACAUGGUGUAUCUGUUGUUAUCAUGAGUCGAUCUGCAGUUCGUGGGAUUAGUGGUUAUUGUGAUGCACUGGGAAUUCCUUUCAAGAUGCAGAGACGAUAUGAUAAAAUUGACAUUCAUGAGGAAAGGCGUACACUUGGAUUGUAG